Messenger RNA from Limulus polyphemus (Atlantic horseshoe crab), 2965 nucleotides. RefSeq names its product transmembrane protein 50A-like. The transcript is spliced from 6 exons. Lineage: Eukaryota; Metazoa; Arthropoda; Merostomata; Xiphosura; Limulidae. The coding region runs from base 884 to 1363 and encodes 159 amino acids. Gene Ontology annotation, biological process: late endosome to vacuole transport via multivesicular body sorting pathway; protein targeting to vacuole. The record is from RefSeq and is a predicted model, not a curated record.
AUAUACUUCCAUACUGAAACUUCUUUACAAAUUUACAAUUGUAUACUUGAAAUGAGAUUAUAAUAACUCGAUUCAAUUAAUUAUAAUACGUACUUAUAUGUAGUUCUAAAUAUGUAAUUUUUGGUGGACAAUAACCACAGCAUUGGAUAAAGCACCAAUGCAACAUUAAAUUUGGCUUUUAAGCGUGUGCGUAUGCGGUUGUACGUGAAGGAAGAUGAGUUUUUCAGUGGUCAUUUAUUCGACGGUGUAUGUCUGCAAUUUAUAUGACCACUUGUUUUCGAGCUAUUAUUGUUCAAAUUUUUAUUUUGAGGUUCCUAGAUGUACGUCUGCAUUCUGUAUGACACUUGGUUCUCUCAUUAUUUCUGAACAGUACUGUUCUAGAAAAUCUCUUUCAAUAAAUCAGUCAAUCCCAUAGUUAAACUGUUUGGCUAUUGCCAUUGUUGUAUGGCUAUCGAGUUUCCCGGAUAUGAUGUAUGGUAGAAAAGGUUAUUCUAGGUCAGAACAGUGUUUAAUAUGUCAUAAGAAAAGCAACAACAACAUUUGAAAGAAAAACAAACGCCAUCUUUAGUGAUACUUUAAUAUUCGAUAGUGUAAAUUAAGUUCUGAUUCCAUGUAAUAUUGCUUAAUAUCUGAAGUAUGACUAAAAAUCUAAAACAUACAGAGGAGAGAGAAAAAACAUAAAAAAUGAAUACAAUCAUUUUCGAUUGUAUGUCGAAUAAUUCUGAACACUUAGUAAAAAUCUAAGUGAAUAUUCAAAGAUUAUAAGAAAAUAAAUAGUACUAGUCGUUUAAUCAUGAAGUUAAAUACAAUGUAAUAAUCAAAUAUAAUUUUUAUGUGCUUUUGAAAAUGUGGAUUUUGUAAUCGAAGCAAGCGCAAAUUCAACAUGGCUGGUUGUUUAGAUAACGUGCAAUUCAACCGUCCAGAAUGGUUGGAAUUAGGGGAAAGAAGAAAUAUUAUAGCUUCCAUUGGAGCCGGAGCAAUGUUUUUUACAGGCUGGUGGUUUAUCUUGGAUGUUGCGGCUAGAUACCCUAGCAUGAAUGACUUCCAUCAUGCAUAUCAUGUUUGUGGAGUGAUGGGUACUUUAUCACUUUUUAUGAUUAAUGCUGUUUCAAAUGGCCAAAUCAGGGGUGAAUCCUAUACCACAGGUUGUAUGGGUCAGAGAGGUGCAAGAGCCUGGCUAUUUAUAGGAUUUGUUUUGGGAUUUGGAUCAUUGAUUGCAUCUAGCUGGAUUCUCUUUGGUGCUUAUGUUAUACCAAUGAAAAAUCCUCAAUGGCCUGGAGUAGCACUUUUCUUUCAAAAUGCCUUUAUCUUUAUUGGCUCUUUGUUGUUCAAAUUUGGUCGGACUGAGGACUUGUGGGGUUAAGAAGAUUUCUGCUGUGUUUGUAAAUAUAAAUAAUGUGAAUCUGUACUUUGAAAGAAUUAUUAUCAUACAUACAUAUUUUUGUUUUAGUGUUUAAGAUAAUUGUAGACCUUCAAAAUAAUUUUGUUAAUGAGAAGCAGGAUUUUUAUAUAGAUACUAAUGUACAAAUGGUAUGUCAUUGAUAAUUUCAGAAGUUAUACUUAAGUUUGUUUAAUAGGUAAAUAAUUAUUUGUUACAGCAUUCUAUAUUUGCAUAUUUUGGUGAUUCGAGAUAGUAUUUUAAGGAAAUUCAAGCAUUUUUAUGCCAUUUGUAUGUUCCCUUAGUACAGCAUUGAAGCUCAUUGUUAAAAAAAAUUGAUAUUUUAGACAUGGCUUUAAGAGAAGUCAGUAUUAUUGAGAUUUAAUGUUUUGAAAACAGUAACAUUAAAUAUGUAUAUAUAUAUAAAGUAGUUUUAUAUGGAUAUCAUGAGUGCUAAAAUCUGGGGUUCAAUACCCCAUGGUGGACACAGCAGACAGCUUAAUGUGGCUUUGCUCUAAAACAAACAAAAAAUACAUUAGAAAAUUUUAAAAUGUUACAUAGUAACUGGUAAGUUGAGAAUUGGAAGAUUAUAACUAACCUCAGUAUUCAUUAAUAUGUUCUUUUACACCUUUAUACUUUAACUAUAUCUUCCAGGCCUGUAACAGUAAAAGCUUUAUAAGAAACUGACCCGUUUAAAUGGCUUAAUUCUUUAUCUAUAAUCCAGGGAGAGUUCACUGAAAACUUCACUAAGUACUUUCAGAAAGUGGACCUUCUUCUUCUUUCACCUUCUAAAAUGCUUAAAUGUUUCUUGCUUUGUGGUUUACAUGUUUUAUCUUGAAUGGUCACAUAGUAUUGGGAGUGAGCUGGAAGAGUAUUUAUCUGUAAUUUUGUUGUAUCUGAUGAGAAAAACUGAAUUUUGUGAAAUACAACUUUUAUGCAUUUAUGUGAUGAUAACACUACCUGAAAAACAAGCAAAUGCAUGUAAAACAUACACAUAUUAAUUUUUUUUAAUGAUUGUACUAUAUCCAAGAUACAGUAAACAAAUAUAUAAUGCAGCUAUAUUUACAUUUUCGAAACAUUAAAAUAGCUGUUACUGUAACUUCUAUAAAGACAGAAAAAGCAUUAUUUCAAGCUGAGAAGUCAGUAGUAAAUAUGAGAUGGAUUCCUGGGCAUACAUGUAUAUAGAAAGCAUUUUCAUGUUCCAUUCUGAAAACUUUAUCAUUUUGUUGUGUUAUGAAACUAGAAUAACAUUUUAAUAAAAUGUUAUAGAAGUUGUUCAUAAAAUCCUAAAAACCUGGGUGUCCAUUUGAGUUUUAUUUAUAUUAGAAACAUUUUGUUGGUUUAAUAUUAUACAUUUGUCUUUACAUAUAGUUUCAUUAUAAGAAAUUAAACUUGAGAUAUUUCUUUUUUUACCUGAAAAGAAGAAUUAGAAUAAAAUUACUUUUUGUUUCCUAUGCUUGUACAGACAUACAUAGCAGUUGGCUUUAUUAGCAUGUAAUAAAAACUGUUUAAUGGGAAAGAAAUUUUUUGUGAUUUUUAUAUAGUAUGAACAAUGACAGCUGUUACACAAAGAUGCAUAUUUGUACA